This is a messenger RNA of Jatropha curcas, 1534 nucleotides long. RefSeq names its product Eukaryotic aspartyl protease family protein. Gene Ontology annotation, cellular component: extracellular region. Gene Ontology annotation, molecular function: aspartic-type endopeptidase activity. The record is from RefSeq and is a predicted model, not a curated record. Lineage: Eukaryota; Viridiplantae; Streptophyta; Magnoliopsida; Malpighiales; Euphorbiaceae. Gene Ontology annotation, biological process: proteolysis.
GUAUUAAGAAAGGCCAUGAUAUCUCAACCUCCACUGGGGUUGGAAUGACUUGGUUUUUACUUCACACAUUGGAAACAAUUUGUCACAUACAAACUCCAUUUCUGUAGGUACCUCCUCAGUUAUUCAUCAUGGCUUCAACAUUCAUUUUGUGUUGGCUAACAUUACAGGCGCUAGCAAUAGCAUUUUUUGCUUCUCCAGCAUUUUGUACAUCAAGACGAGCUUUAGAUUAUUAUGCUAGUAAUAAGGUGAUAAAAAGUGGAUUCCGAGUGAUGUUGAAGCAUGUGGAUUCUGAUAAAAACUUAACCAAAUUCGAGCGAAUCCAACACGGUAUGAAGCGAGCCACUCAGAGAUUAGAAAAGCUGAAAGCACAAGCUGCUAAUUCGGAAUCAGAAAUCCAAGCUCCUGUCGUUCCAGGGAAUGGUGAAUUCGUAAUGAGUUUAGCAAUUGGAACACCACCUCAAAGCUACUCUGCAAUAAUGGAUACUGGCAGUGAUUUGAUUUGGACACAGUGCAAGCCUUGCAGUCAGUGUUUUAAUCAACCAAGCCCCAUUUUCGAUCCCAAAAAGUCUUCUUCUUUCUCAAAGUUAUCAUGUUCUACACAACUCUGUAAAGCGCUCCCUCAGUCCUCCUGCAAUGAUGGGUGUGAAUAUCUCUAUACAUAUGGAGAUUAUUCCUCCACGCAAGGGAUUCUCGCAACGGAAACCUUCACCUUCGGGGAUAAUAAGGUUUCUGCUCCAAAUAUUGGGUUCGGGUGUGGAGAAGACAACGAGGGAGAUGGAUUCACCCAAGCUUCAGGUCUAGUUGGCCUUGGCCGAGGGCCCCUGUCUUUAGUUUCCCAACUCAAAGAAGACCAAUUCUCUUAUUGCCUGACUUCCAUUGAUAGCUCGCAAAAGACUAGUACACUUUUGAUAGGAUCUCUAGCAAGCGUGAAUCACACAAGCAUCAAAACCACACCUUUAAUCCAAAACCCUUUGCAGCCAUCUUUUUAUUAUCUUUCUCUUCAAGGGAUCUCGGUUGGUGGGUCUCGCUUGCCUAUUAAGAAAUCAACUUUUCAACUUCAAGAUGAUGGUAGUGGAGGGCUCAUUAUAGACUCAGGCACUACAAUAACUUAUCUAGAAGAAACCGCUUUUAAUUUGGUGAAGAAAGAGUUUAUUUCUCAGGUGGGUCUCUCAGUAGACAACUCAGGCACAACAGGCCUUGAACUCUGCUUUUCCUUACCGUCCGAUUCAACUCAAGUAGAGGUUCCUACCUUGUUAUUUCACUUCGAUGAAGCUGACUUACAACUGCCUGCAGAGAAUUAUAUGAUUGCUGAUUCAAGCUUUGGAGUUCUUUGUUUGGCUAUGGGAAGUUCAAGCGGAAUGUCUAUUUUUGGAAAUGUUCAGCAGCAGAAUUUUUUGGUUGUGCAUGAUCUUGGAAAGCAAACUUUAUCAUUCCUUCCCACCAAAUGCGAUCAGUUGUGAAAGAACUGUACCAUUUUUUUUUUACCAUGUUCUUUCCUUUCCAAAUAAAAUCAUUUUCUCCAUCUCUUUGCAUA